Messenger RNA from Penaeus vannamei (Pacific white shrimp), 1211 nucleotides. RefSeq lists its product as uncharacterized. The record is from RefSeq and is a predicted model, not a curated record. NCBI's taxonomy places the organism in Eukaryota, Metazoa, Arthropoda, Malacostraca, Decapoda, Penaeidae.
GGAAACAGUGCUGAACCAUGAAGCUUUUGACAUUUAUAGCUGCAGCUGUGUUGACAGCGUCGGCCGAUUUCCAAAGCUAUAACCAGGGAGGGCAUGGUUUUGGAGGAGGGGGCUCGGGAUCAGGCUUUGGAGGAGGUUCAGGCUCAGGGUUUGGAAUAAGCUCAGGUUUUGGAGGAGGUUCUAGUUCAGGAUUUGGAGGAGGAUCAGGUUCAGGAUUUGGAGGAGGUUCAAGUUCAGGGUUUGGAGGAGGUUCAGGGUUUAGUUUUGGAGGAGGUGGAGGAGGAGGUUCAGGCUCAGGUUUUAUCUCGGGAGGAUGCGGCCCUGGACAAGUGUUCCAUGCCGGUAGAUGUGUCACUCCACGUGAGAACCGCAAAGUCUUCUUGUACAACGCACCACCCGCACCACCAGUUCCCCAUGGACCUCCACCGUACAUCCCUGAGCCAACCAUUGACACGAAUAUCGUGUUCAUCCAAACACCCGAAGAAGGUCCAGGACCAGACCCCAUUGUCAUACCUCCACCACAACAGCGAAGCGUCGUCUAUGUUCUCAACAGACAGACGCCAGAGCAACAGGAUGUGAUCGAAGUCCCAGCACCGCCAGCAACCAGUCCUGAGGUUUACUUCGUGAACUACGCAGACGGCGAGAACCCAGUUCUUCCCAGCGGUGUGGAUCUUCAGACUGCCUUGAAUGCAGCUUCCCAGGGAGGCGGUCAAGUGAUUGGAGGAGGCGCUGGAGGUGGUUUCGGUGUUGGGGGAGGAUUUGGAGGCAGCGGAGGAGGUAUUAGUUUUGGAGGCAGUGGAGUUGGAGGUGGAUUCGGAGGCAGUGGAGGAAGCGGUGGAUUUGGAGGCAGUGGAGUUGGAGGUGGAUUUGGAGGUAGUGGAGGAAGCGGUGGUUUUGGAGGCAGUGGAGUUGGAGGUGGAUUUGGAGUAAGUGGAGGAAGCGGUGGUUUUGGAGGGUUCGGAAGUGGGGAUAGCGGAGAAUUUAUUGUCAGUGGAGGUGGAGGUGGAGGUGGUUUCAGUAGUGCAGGUGGAUUAAGUGGAGGCUCACCUUCCACUGUUUAUACAGCACCAUAAAUCAACACCUUCAGGUACUCCAUAUGCUUUAUUUUUCCUCUAAUAGUAUACAGCAUUCCAAAGUUUGUUUUUUAUUAUGUUGUAAAUGUUAAAACCUGAAAUACAUGUGAAAAUUGUUUUAAUAAAAAUCAAAAGUAU